Messenger RNA from Pecten maximus, 487 nucleotides. RefSeq lists its product as uncharacterized. Bases 101 to 487 code for a protein of 128 amino acids. Lineage: Eukaryota; Metazoa; Mollusca; Bivalvia; Pectinida; Pectinidae. Gene Ontology annotation, molecular function: protein binding. The record is from RefSeq and is a predicted model, not a curated record. The transcript is spliced from 3 exons.
UCGAUGAAUACAUGACACGGGAAAUAUAACAUAUGUCAUCAUUAUAAAAGAGAGUGUUGUUGAGAUAGUGGACCAAAGUUACCUGGAGUUGUAUACCGUUAUGGGUAUUGUUUUACUAAUAUUCGCCAUUGUUGUUUCCAACAUAGGGACACAUGGAGAGGAGGUACGGACGAGCUACAUUCCAGCAGUAGCCUUUACACAAGGCCAAACAGCCCAUCUUAAUCUUACUCAAGGAGAAAUCCUCAGUUAUAAUAAACUUAUCACAAAUUUCAACUCAGUCAUUGGUGCCAAUGGCGUUUUUACAGCUGAUACCGAGGGUCUGUACGCUUUUCACUUCUACUCUCUAACCAAAGCGAAUACAAAACUAUGGUUGGAGAUUAUGUUAAAUGGGAAUCUGGUUGCAUCUGCUUUCGCUCAUUCCUCUAGUACUAAUGGAUAUGCAGACGCGGGUAAUUCUGUGAUCCUAGAACUAAGCGUGUGGAGUUGA